Cottoperca gobio is the source of this 1252-nucleotide messenger RNA. Its product is annotated as histidine triad nucleotide-binding protein 3-like. The coding region runs from base 6 to 500 and encodes 164 amino acids. Lineage: Eukaryota; Metazoa; Chordata; Actinopteri; Perciformes; Bovichtidae. The record is from RefSeq and is a predicted model, not a curated record. Gene Ontology annotation, molecular function: catalytic activity. The transcript is spliced from 5 exons.
CUGAGAUGUUAUUCGGCAGCGAGUUGAGCAGAAACAACGGAGACAUUCAAGAAAAUAUCAGAAAUAUGGCGACAAACUAUUCCGAUUCAAGUUCACUGACUGAUCAAACUUGUGUUUUCUGUUUGAUAGCUAACGAUCAAGACAAAGAAACGGAAGUUAUCAAAAAGAACAAGGAGCUGGUGUGUUUUAGAGACAUUGACCCUGCUGCUCCUCAUCAUUACCUGGUUGUACCCAUACAGCACAUAGAAAGCUGCUGCUCACUGCACACGGGACACCUCGGCCUCGUUGAGAGGAUGGCUGAAAUGGGGAAAGCUGUACUACAAGACCAAGGGAUCACUAAUAUGAAGGACAUACAACUGGGCUUCCACCAACCUCCCUACACUUCAGUCAAUCACCUCCACCUCCAUGUGCUCGCCCCCACCAGCCAAAUCUACAAGCACAUGAUGUAUAAAUUCAUUCCAGGGACAUACAGGUUUGUUAUGGUAAAAUAUCUUCAGUAAACAUCUAAAGGAUAAUGAGCGAGAGCAAUAUAAACUGUCAAGAACAAUAUCUGGAAACAAGGAAACGAGGAAGUAGAUUAAUCAAUUUGUUUUGAAAUGAAAGCCAUAGCAUUGAGAUGUCACAACAUUUGUAUACACUGGUUGUUGCAGGCUCUGUGUGUAUACAUGUUGAUUGACAAAGUGUGAAAUUAAUUAUAUAUAUUAUAUUAUUAAAGAAAGGUUUCUAUCUUGUACAGCAGCCUAAAUGCCACUGCAUCACGUUUUCUUAACUUUAAGGCCACCCUAGAUAUCACUGUUUUCUCUAUUGGUAAGGCACCCUAGAGGGCACUUUUGCUGCAGUCAACGUGCUUGGGCAAGAUACUGAACCCCAAAGUGCUCGGAUGGCAUGGCCAACUGUGUGUGAGUCCAUUUACCAUUAAUAACCAUGUACCGAGAAUCAGGUGAGGUUCCUGCGAAGAGCCCAAAGAAUAUUAAAUGACAAUACUGAACCUGAUCACAGCCUGUUCACUCUACUGCUGUCUGGCAAGUGAUACAGAAGUAUCUGCUGCCAUACCACCACGUGCCAUGUAUAAUAUAUACAGAGGAGCUUCUUUCCUGAGGCUUUGACUCAUCAACUCAUCCUUUGUACACCACUAUAAAAAAAUUGUUUUUGUGUUGUAUACAUAUUUAUUUGGUAGCAUAAAUGGACUACAACUUGCAUUUCAUUGUGUAUCCCUGUGUUGAAUGACAAUAAAUUAACUUUUAACCGUGAA